AUGCCUUCAUCAAAGCACUUCGACACCCAGCUUGCCAUCCGCAGCAUCUGGAUCAUGGCCGUACUGUUCGCCGGCCAGGCGAUUGCUGCACCCGUUCCUCUACCGGGCGCGAUCGAUUCCGUUGAUGACAGCCCGAGCGGAGGAUGUGAGGACGAGGCAGUCGUCGAACGCAGCUCCGAGGAGCCAUUCUCCAAAGACAGCCCGGCCCUCAUCCCUCGCAAUGGGCCUCACCACUCCUGCACCACAAACAGCCCGAACGGAGGCUGCAAGGAUGAGGCAAUCCUCGAACGCAGCUCGUCCAUCAUUCCUCGCAAUAAGCCUGGGCACUCUUGCGUCACAAACAGCCCGAACGGAGGCUGCGAGGAUGAGGCAGUCCUUGCACGCAGCGUCGACGCAGAGCCACUCGUCGAAGAAAGCGCGGCCAUCGUCGCUCGUGCUGCCCCUGGAAACUCGUGUCUCUACAACCAGAUCCGACUUCACCGAUCCGGCUUUCGGCUUUCGUCCAAAAGCGGUAGAGUCAGAACAAAGGCAUCACAAAAGGUCCAGUCCAUGGCAUUGUCGCCUUACAAGAAGCAUGGCGAGGCCAUGUUUCCGGCGUCCUCGCUCUUCCAACUUUUCGACCACGACGCACUGCCACACACUGCCACACACUGCCGCGCAGAACUCCUCCCAAAAAUGUCUCGACGCACGACCCACCAUGCACCAAUCAGAGCCACAAUCAGAGCUCAUACACCUGCCUACGGCCCUCCCCCACCAGAACCCCUAAACGACCAAGGCGAGCGCGCCUUCUUCUCCCCAGAACAUAACGCCUGGCUCGACAACCUCUACGGCUGGCCCGCCGGUUCCGCCUUGGGGAUCUAUCAAGCCAACGCCGCCUUACGCGAAGAUGCACGCCGUCUCAUCGAUGCAGCGAAUAUGCGCAGUCCGCCGCAAUACGACGCAGUCGUAACUCCAACCCAUGCCGGUGAUGGCAGUUCUGAGCUGGAUGGCAACGAUCCAAGUCCACCGCCAAACUAUACCCGGUUUGAAGUCGCUGAGAGGAGAGUCAACUCCGCUCCACGUAAUCGCGAGAAUUUGCCGUUCUAUCGCCCCGACGCACCGCGCGGGACGAGGAUGUAUCAUCCUAUGUGUGAAGGCGCGGUCGUGAGCAAUGGACCGGGAGUAGCGCCGAGGUGUCAACCACUGCGCGAACUUCCUGGGGAGAUACGGUAUCGUCGAAACGCCCGGUCGAAUGGAACGCAGAUUCCAGAUGAUGUGCCCACGGGUUGGAGACUUCCAACUGGUUGGAGAGCGCACGCUGCGGCGGUGAAUCUCGAGAUUGAACGCGAGAGAGAGCGUCGUUCCGGCGUUGGAGUGAAUUGGCUGGAGCAGCUGGGCAAUCCAGUAUACAACCCGGGCAAUCCAGUGUACAACCCGGAUCAGCUGGGCAAUCCAGUAUACAAUCCUGAAGAUCAAGCAUUUCUCAGAGAAGAGCAGACUCGCUGGGAAGCCCGCCAGGCACGCCGUCAGGAAAUUGUUGCGCAGGAAAUGGCGAGACAUGGCAUAGCAGAGCUGCCGCAGGAGGACGGUGCGGAACCAACGUCCGGAACGCCUAUUACCGCCUCCAUGGCAGACGUCUUGCGCCGCCAAGCAAGGCAUCUGGAAUAUUAUGACCCCGUCACCCACCUCCCCCGUGUGUCGGAGUAUGAACGCUUGACUGGCAUCGCUCCGUUCGGGCGUGGGAAUGUUCAACCGUCCCAGAAUAAUAUCUUCGGCAACCCUCCGCCAGCAACGCCGCAAAGUGCCUUCGCGGGAGCUUCAAACCAAGGAACUCCUCGAGGGGGAUUGUUCGGUCGAUCGCCGAGCGUUGGUCAAAGCGGACGUCGAGUCACGUUCGCUGAGAACAUUGCGGAGGAGCCGCAAACUAUUGCGCAAUCCUCCUGCGACGGCGACGGCGACUUCGAAUCACUUUGUUUCGGAUCACGAGGAGGUCCCUUCGUCUUCGAGGAAGGGGAGGUUCUCGUGGUCGGGCGAGUGGUCGGGGUCGUGGGCGCUGAGGUCGUGAGGAUCGGCUAG
Molecule: messenger RNA, 2055 nt
Organism: Zymoseptoria tritici IPO323
Lineage: Eukaryota; Fungi; Ascomycota; Dothideomycetes; Mycosphaerellales; Mycosphaerellaceae
Exons: 7
Coding region: 1-2055 (684 amino acids)
Source: RefSeq, a predicted model, not a curated record